AACGAAAUGUCAAAGUUGUUAAGAAAUUGGUGGGCAUCUUUUCCUGUUUGGAGGACAUCAACAAGAAAAUUGAAGACAACAAUGUCUGUCGAUAUGAGUUCAUCGGGGUCAACAAGUCCAACAUCGAAAAGUGGACAGGCUUUGCAAAAACUAAAGGAAUUUGGCUAUGCUUUCAAUUCGGCCGGACAAUUACGUAAAAUUGAUAAAACCACUGGAGAAGUGACUGACGAACCGUUUGAAUUUGAUGUCUACAAGGAUCAUGCCAAGAAUCAGGCCCACUAUGAAAAAUUGGCUGAUCAAAUACCCGAAAUUGUCUAUGACUUGUUGGAACAAAACGGUUUGACACGAACAUACAUUCCUGAACAGGUGCCAGCCGAUGAGGCGACAUUUUUCUUCACCAAGCCAGAACAAUUGGAUAAACCGAAAAAAUUGAUUGUUAUUAUACAUGGCAGUGGUUAUGUUCGCGCCGGUCAAUGGGCCAGAAGUCUUAUAAUUAACAAUUCCCUGGAUCAUGGAACCCAAAUACCCUAUAUAAGACGGGCUGAAGAAUUAGGUUAUGAUAUUUUGGUGACCAAUACAAAUGAUAAUUAUCGCAUUGUUGAUGGCAAACGUAAACCCAUACAGGGUUUGAGUUCGGCAACCUCACAUGCUGCGCAUGUGUGGGAAAAAUAUGUUAUGGCAUGCGAACCGGAGGCAGUGGCCAUUGUGGCUCAUAGUGCUGGUGGUGGAGUUACCUUGGAUUUGGCUCGUCGUUAUCCUGAAUUUUUCCAAAAUAAAGUUUUCGCCAUUGCUCUAACGGAUUCCGCCCACUUUGGUAUAAGUGGUGAUAUACGCAAGAUAAUUGCCGGCAAAACAUGUAACUGGGUAUCGAGCAGUGAACCAUUGGAUACGGAAAUUAAAACAUCCAAAGAUGAUAUUAAAAUGGUUUCAGCAGGUCACACUAAACACGAAUGGACUUCGUAUUCCGCAUUUGAAUCGGUUUUCAAUUUCCUAGAAGAUAAAUAUGCGGAAUUUAGUGGUGAACAAAAAAGCAAGAAACAAAAAUUGGAGGAAUAA
Messenger RNA from Musca vetustissima, 1056 nucleotides. RefSeq names its product FAM172 family protein homolog CG10038. Gene Ontology annotation, cellular component: nucleus. The record is from RefSeq and is a predicted model, not a curated record. NCBI's taxonomy places the organism in Eukaryota, Metazoa, Arthropoda, Insecta, Diptera, Muscidae. Bases 7 to 1056 code for a protein of 349 amino acids. The transcript is spliced from 7 exons. Gene Ontology annotation, molecular function: siRNA binding. Gene Ontology annotation, biological process: regulatory ncRNA-mediated heterochromatin formation.